CUUUCCUCUCCGGCUCCCCCACCACUUCUCGCCCGCCUUCCUCUUAUUCAUAGCAGAAGCGCCUCAGCGCUGAUUGGUCGGAGCGUGGUGCGAUUUCAGCCAAUCAUAAGCGAAGCUGGGCUUCUACACUACCAAGAGAGCGAAUCGUGGGGAGAGCACCCCUACGAUUGGUCCCUCUAUGACAAGGUUUUAAUUUUGAAUCUUUCUUUAUGGCGUGAAGAGACCGCUGUUCGGACUCCGUCUAAUCCCCAGGCUGUCAGACUAGGGUCGCCUCUACAGGUCCGCGGAGGGAGGAGAUUGCGCCGCCAGUAGAAUCCGAGAACUGAAAAUCAUGCCCAAGUUCAGACAACGAAGAAGAAAGCUAAAAGCUAAAGCCAAGAGAUUAGUCAAAAAAAAAGAAGCCUCUCAAUUCCAAUCCAAACUAGUUACCCCUCCCCCUCCACCACCCUCACCAGAAAGAACGGUUAUUCCUUCAACAGUUCUACCCCAUAGUACAAACUGGCUCAGACCAUCCUGGAACUUCAAAUUUCCCAACAUCAAAGACGUGAUAAAAUGUUGGACAAAUAGAGUGUGGUCAGUGUACAGCUGGUGCCAGAGCUGUGUAGCACAGAGUUUAGAAAUAUUGAAAGAUACCAUCUUUCCAUUCCGAAGCUGCCAUCGAGAACUUCAUAGUCUACAACAACAAGUUUGCGUUUUGGAAAGUGAAUUAUGCAAGCUCCAGGAGACACUGAAGACCCUCACAGAAAAGUCUUGCCCAAGCUGUGGUCAGUGGUGUCACACGAGUGGUGAACUUACAAAUGUGUCCGCCUGUGCUCUAGCCAGCCCCAGAGACUCCCGAGCCACACUUCCGUCCACAUUGCCAGCGCCAGGCAGCUACCUUCCUCCCCCGCCGCCGCCUCCACCCCCGCCGCCUCCCCCUCUGCCGCCUCCUCCACCACCACCAGCUCCUGUGCUGCUCACCAAACCCAGCCUCUCUACAUCGCUUCAGGCUGAAGCAUUAAGAAAGGAUGGACCCAUGCAGAUAACAGUUAAAGAUCUACUGACUGUGAAAUUAAGGAAGACACAGUAUACUGAUGAAAAUAGGAAGCUUAUACCAUCACCGAAAGCACGGAAUCCACUAGUUACUGUCUCUGACCUGCAGCGUGUUACCCUGAAACCUAACUCCAAAGUGUUAUCAACACGAGUUACAAAUGUCUUAAUUACUCCAAGUAAAAGCCAGGUAGAUCUGCGGAAGCUUCUUAGAAAAGUUGACGUGGAGAGGAGCCCAGGGGGAACUCCUCUGAUCAAUAAAGAAAAUAUGGAAACAGGAACUGGACUUACCCCUGUAAUGACCCGAGCCUUGAAGAAAAAAUUUCAGCUGGCUCACCCUAGAAGCCCAACUCAAACUCUGCCACUUUCUACAAGCAGCUUCGAUGAACAAAACUGAUGCCAACUCUGCCUGACUCCAUGUGAUGAUCCAUCAAAUGUACAGAUGAAAUCACCCAAAUCUUUUCUUAAUAUAGAAUCUGCUUAACUAUGCUAAUAUAAUUUCAUUUGAAGACCAGAGUAUGUGUGGAACCUGUGCAUAUCGGGUGUUUUCUAAUUUGCAUGAUGGUUAAAGAACCAGACGGCAAAAUACAGUCUGCAAAAUGGUGUUUAUCCUGGAAUUACCCAACUUAGGUUGCACCCAGAGGCUGUUGAAAUUUAGUUAACUCCAAUUUGUAUUGAUAGGUGCAAUUAGGACUUUAAGAAUAAAGUCUGAAGCUGGGUGUGGUGAAGCAUGCCUGUAAUUCCAACUGCUCAGGAAGCUAAGGCAGAAGGAACACAAAUUCAAGGCCAGGCUGGAUAACUUAGUGACACUGUAUCUCAAAGUAAAUCUGAUAUAGUCAGGCAUGGUGGCACAUGACUGUAGUCCCAGCUACUUGGGAGGCUGAGGCAGGAAGAUCAUGUGAGCUGACAAAUUCACAAAAUUGACAAAUGGGCAACAUACUGAAAUCCCUUCUCAAAAAAAGAAAAAAGACAAUAGUGUAAUUCCUAUUCAUCCUAUUUAUUUCAGGCAACUAAAAAGAUUUUUUUGGGGGGGUUAAGAUAGGGUCUCCCUCUGUAGUUUAGGUUGGCCUUGAACUUACUAUG
Molecule: messenger RNA, 2112 nt
Organism: Chinchilla lanigera (long-tailed chinchilla)
Lineage: Eukaryota; Metazoa; Chordata; Mammalia; Rodentia; Chinchillidae
Gene: Prr11
Product: proline rich 11
Exons: 11
Coding region: 332-1426 (364 amino acids)
Cellular component (GO): cytoplasm; nucleus
Source: RefSeq, a predicted model, not a curated record